AUGUCUAAUCCUAUCUCGUUAAAGGGAUCUACAAGAGCAGUCACAGAAUUCUUUGAAUACAGCAUUAACACUAUCCUCUAUCAGAGAGCUGUGUACCCUCCAGAGGAUUUCACCACGGUUAAGAAAUAUGAAAUGAACUUGCUAAAGACCCAUGAUGACGAAUUGAAGGACUACAUAAGGAAAAUACUAUUGCAGGUACAUAGGUGGUUACUUGGUGGCAAAUGUAAUAAGCUGGUGCUUGUGAUGGUGGACAAGGAUGAAGGGGAUGUGGUUGAAAGGUGGGAAUUUGAUGUACAGCACAUCACGGAUAGCGGUAGUGAGGAGCAAUCGGAGCAUAAUAAUGACUUGGAAGAAACACAAAAGCAGAUUCGAGCAUUGAUGCGGCAAAUAACCGCCAGUGUUACAUUUUUACCAGAAUUAAAAAAUGAGGGAAAUUAUACAUUUAAUGUGUUGGCAUACACAGAUGCAAAUGCAAAUGUACCAAUGGAAUGGGCUGAUUCUGAUGGGAAGGAGAUCGCUGACGGAGAAGUUGUUCAGUUCAGAAAUUUUAAUACUGGUGAUCACAGAGUGAGUGCACAAGUUAGUUAUAGAUUUAAUCGCUGA
Eremothecium cymbalariae DBVPG#7215 is the source of this 603-nucleotide messenger RNA. It is a transcript of the gene MAD2, whose product is annotated as spindle checkpoint protein MAD2. Gene Ontology annotation, cellular component: cytoplasm; kinetochore; nucleoplasm. NCBI's taxonomy places the organism in Eukaryota, Fungi, Ascomycota, Saccharomycetes, Saccharomycetales, Saccharomycetaceae. The coding region runs from base 1 to 603 and encodes 200 amino acids. The transcript has a single exon. Gene Ontology annotation, biological process: mitotic spindle assembly checkpoint signaling. The record is from RefSeq and is a predicted model, not a curated record.